Knipowitschia caucasica is the source of this 2412-nucleotide messenger RNA. NCBI's taxonomy places the organism in Eukaryota, Metazoa, Chordata, Actinopteri, Gobiiformes, Gobiidae. The record is from the annotation of a GenBank genome assembly.
AUGUGGAGGCAGACCUGUGUCCUGGUCCUGCUUGCUCUCCUGGUGUCAGACGUGACGAUGGACCAGCAGGUGCACGAGGACGGAAUGGUGACUUUGGUGUCAGUGACUUUGGUGUCAGUGACUAUGGUGUCAGUGACUUUGGUGUCAGUGACUUUGGUGUCAGUGACUUUGGUGUCAGUGACUAUGGUUGACUAUGGUGUCAGUGACUUUGGUGUCAGUGACUAUGGUGUCAGUGACUUUGGUGUCAGUGACUAUGGUGUCAGUGACUAUGGUGUCAGUGACUAUGGUGUCAGUGACUAUGGUGUCAGUGACUUUGGUGUCAGUGACUAUGGUGUCAGUGACUAUGGUGUCAGUGACUUUGGUGUCAGUGACUAUGGUGUCAGUGACUAUGGUGUCAGUGACUAUGGUGUCAGUGACUUUGGUGUCAGUGACUAUGGUGUCAGUGACUUUGGUGUCAGUGACUAUGGUGUCAGUGACUAUGGUGUCAGUGACUAUGGUGUCAGUGACUUUGGUGUCAGUGACUAUGGUGUCAGUGACUUUGGUGUCAGUGACUUUGGUGUCAGUGACUUUGGUGUCAGUGACUAUAGUGUCAGUGACUAUGGUGUCAGUGACUUUGGUGUCAGUGACUUUGGUGUCAGUGACUAUGGUGUCAGUGACUUUGGUGUCAGUGACUUUGGUGUCAGUGACUAUGGUGUCAGUGACUAUGGUGUCAGUGACUUUGGUGUCAGUGACUAUGGUGUCAGUGACUAUGGUGUCAGUGACUAUGGUGUCAGUGACUUUGGUGUCAGUGACUAUGGUGUCAGUGACUUUGGUGUCAGUGACUUUGGUGUCAGUGACUAUGGUGUCAGUGACUAUGGUGUCAGUGACUAUGGUGUCAGUGACUAUGGUGUCAGUGACUUUGGUGUCAGUGACUAUGGUGUCAGUGACUUUGAUGUCAGUGACUUUGGUGUCAGUGACUUUGGUGUCAGUGACUAUGGUGUCAGUGACUUUGGUGUCAGUGACUUUGGUGUCAGUGACUUUGGUGUCAGUGACUUUGGUGUCAGUGACUAUGGUGUCAGUGACUUUGGUGUCAGUGACUAUGGUGUCAGUGACUCUGGUGUCAGUGACUAUGGUGUCAGUGACUUUGGUGUCAGUGACUUUGGUGUCAGUGACUUUGGUGUCAGUGACUAUGGUGUCAGUGACUAUGGUGUCAGUGACUUUGGUGUCAGUGACUUUGGUGUCAGUGACUUUGGUGUCAGUGACUAUAGUGUCAGUGACUAUGGUGUCAGUGACUUUGGUGUCAGUGACUAUGGUGUCAGUGACUUUGGUGUCAGUGACUACGGUGUCAGUGACUAUGGUGUGUCAGUGACUUUGGUGUCAGUGACUAUGGUGUCAGUGACUAUGGUGUCAGUGACUAUGGUGUCAGUGACUAUGGUGUCAGUGACUUUGGUUGACUUUGGUGUCAGUGACUUUGGUGUCAGUGACUAUGGUGUCAGUGACUAUGGUGUCAGUGACUUUGGUGUCAGUGACUAUGGUGUCAGUGACUAUGGUGUCAGUGACUAUGGUGUCAGUGACUAUGGUGUCAGUGACUUUGGUGUCAGUGACUUUGGUGUCAGUGACUAUGGUGUCAGUGACUAUGGUGUCAGUGACUUUGGUGUCAGUGACUAUGGUGUCAGUGACUUUGGUGUCAGUGACUUUGGUGUCAGUGACUUUGGUGUCAGUGACUAUGGUGUCAGUGACUUUGGUGUCAGUGACUUUGGUGUCAGUGACUUUGGUGUCAGUGACUUUGGUGUCAGUGACUAUGGUGUCAGUGACUAUGGUGUCAGUGACUAUGGUGUCAGUGACUUUUGUGUCAGUGACUAUGGUGUCAGUGACUUUGGUGUCAGUGACUUUGGUGUCAGUGACUUUGGUGUCAGUGACUUUGGUGUCAGUGACUUUGGUGUCAGUGACUAUGGUGUCAGUGACUCUGGUGUCAGUGACUUUGGUGUCAGUGACUUUGGUGUCAGUGACUAUGGUGUCAGUGACUAUGGUGUCAGUGACUAUGGUGUCAGUGACUUUUGUGUCAGUGACUAUGGUGUCAGUGACUUUGGUGUCAGUGACUUUGGUGUCAGUGACUUUGGUGUCAGUGACUUUGGUGUCAGUGACUUUGGUGUCAGUGACUAUGGUGUCAGUGACUUUGGUGUCAGUGACUAUGGUGUCAGUGACUAUGGUGUCAGUGACUAUGGUGUCAGUGACUUUGGUGUCAGUGACUUUGGUGUCAGUGACUUUGGUGUCAGUGACUUUGGUGUCAGUGACUUUGGUGUCAGUGACUAUGCUCUUACUGAUGACGACGCCUUCCAAGUGAUUUAUGAAGGUCAUGUGAUCAUCAAACCAGAGGAAUAUGUGAUUAAAGACUUCCAGCCCACAGUUCCUCCAGGAGACGGAGACGACUGA